Molecule: messenger RNA, 2124 nt
Organism: Sceloporus undulatus (fence lizard)
Lineage: Eukaryota; Metazoa; Chordata; Lepidosauria; Squamata; Phrynosomatidae
Gene: TWF1
Product: twinfilin actin binding protein 1
Exons: 9
Coding region: 112-1164 (350 amino acids)
Biological process (GO): regulation of lamellipodium assembly; barbed-end actin filament capping; positive regulation of neuron projection development
Cellular component (GO): myofibril; actin filament; cytoplasm
Molecular function (GO): actin monomer binding; actin filament binding
Source: RefSeq, a predicted model, not a curated record
GCUCCCGGCUGCGCUUACCUUUGCCCUCCUCCUGCUGCUUUCCUCUAGUCUUGCUGCCCCUGAGGUUGGGAGCCCCAGAGGAGGAGGAGAAGGAGGAGGCUGCCCAGCGUCAUGUCUCACCAAACCGGCAUCCAAGCUAAUGGAGAAGUCAGAGAAACCUUUGCCAGAGCUAGAAAUGGACAAUACAGAUUUUUGAAAAUAGUUAUUGAAAAUGAGCAGCUUAUUGUGGGAUCUGCUAAACAACGUCAUGGAUCCUGGGAAGAGGAUUAUGAUUCCUUUGUUCUCCCACUCCUUGAAGACAAGCAGCCGUGCUAUAUACUCUACAGAUUAGAUUCUCAAAAUGCCCAAGGAUAUGAAUGGAUUUUCAUUGCCUGGUCCCCAGACCAUUCUCCUGUCCGUCAAAAAAUGUUGUAUGCAGCUACCCGAGCAACUCUGAAGAAAGAAUUUGGAGGUGGGCAUAUUAAAGAUGAAGUAUUUGGAACUAACAAGGAUGAUGUUUCAUUGAAUGGUUAUCGAAGAUACUUGGUAACUCAGUCUUCACCUGCCCCUCUCACUGCAGCAGAAGAAGAACUUCGACAGAUCAAGAUUAAUGAGGUACAGACUGAAGUCAGUGUUGACACCAAGCAUCAGACCCUACAAGGAGUAGCAUUUCCUAUAGCUAAUGAAGCCCUCCAGGCAUUGGAGAAACUGAAAAACAAACAGCUGAACUAUGUGCAACUGCAAAUUGAUAUGAAAAAUGAAACUAUCAUCCUGGCUAGUACACUCCCAACUGAGCUGAAAGACUUGGCGAAAAGAAUUCCAAAGGAUUCUGCACGGUACCAUUUUUUCCUCUACAAACAUUCCCACGAAGGAGACCACUUGGAAUCCAUAGUGUUCAUCUAUUCUAUGCCUGGCUAUAUGUGUAGUAUACGAGAGCGGAUGCUGUAUUCUAGCUGCAAGAGUCCCCUCCUAGAAAUUGUGGAAAGAAAGCUAUGGAUGCAGAUCAUCCGAAAGAUUGAAAUAGGUGAUGGAGAUGAGCUAACUGCUGAGUUCCUUUAUGAAGAAGUUCAUCCCAAACAACAUGCACACAAGCAGAGUUUUGCAAAGCCUAAAGGGCCUGCAGGAAAAAGGGGAAUUCGAAGGUUGAUCAGGGGUCCAGCUGAAACUGAAACACCUACUGAUUAAAUGUAGUGUAUCCACAUGACAAAAAAGCAUUGUAAUUGGGGGGUAGGGAAGGAACCACCCAAGCCUUUAAUAAUAGAAAUUAAAGCAUUCCACGUUGAUCUUUUCCAGGAGAAAGAAACUGCAUGACUUUCCACUGCACUUAUCUGGCUAUGCCACUAUAGAUCUUAUUAAGGUCCACAGCCUGUGGUUGUAACACAUUGGUUAAAAGUUAAAAUUACAAGCUUGCAGAAUGUUAGCUCAAAUUUAUUUCAUACCUACAAAAUUAACCACUAUUAUGUGGUUUCUGUAGAAUAUCUAUAUAUGCAGCCAUUUUAAUGGCAAGAUAAAAGGAAAGUCUUAACGAUGUUUUUGAAAAUCUUGAAAUUAACAGCAUUGCCUACUUCUUUUAGACAACUGCUUUGUGAGGAGGGGGAGUCAGGAAUAAGCCUCGCAUCUUUACUGUACUUCCCCUCUCUAAAGUAUUCAUCAAAGGAAUACCUUAUUUGUAGGUCCUGCUUCAUAUCAUGAUCCUAAACAUUUACAUACCAGCAAGCUUCAGGGUGAUCAGUGGGCUAUUGUUCUAAACAAUCAGGACAUGGAAGACUGAAAUCUAAUUUACUUUUUAUGAAUUAGCAAUCAUAGGAGUCUUAAAUUAUGGGAGUCUUAAAUGAGAUUCUGUCAUAGCCAUCUAAGAGCACAUCUUGCUUUUGAUCUCAAAAAAUAACACUAAUAUUUUUUUUUACAAACUACAUCUUACAAUAAAGUACUACUUAAUUAGGAAAAUGCUGCUGAUUAAAAUGAUUCUGUUGAGGACACAAUAGCUAUAAGUACUGGUUUUCCUGUCCAAAAUAUUCUGAUUUAGUUACAUUACAAAAGCUGCUGUGAUGUUAUUGAUUCUUAUAAUGACACUUUUCAGGAGCAAGAAGUUGUUAAGUGUGUCCUGAUGCAUUUCUAGUAUAAAUAAAGAUGUUUACAAUGCAA